Messenger RNA from Staurois parvus, 255 nucleotides. Lineage: Eukaryota; Metazoa; Chordata; Amphibia; Anura; Ranidae. The record is from the annotation of a GenBank genome assembly.
ACUAUCAGCAGAUGGAUUGGGGACAGUAGAAGAAGGGGAGGAUCAGAGAAGACAGGAUUAAACAGCCAGGGGCAUCUCCAGGGGCGGACUGACAACUCAUGGGGCCCCCGGGCAAUAGGGGAUCAUGGGGCCCCUGUGUCCUUGCCUAAACUCAAAAGAGCCUAUGAAAAAGGUACCAGGGGCAUCUCAUGUGGCCCCCUACUGACCCGGGCCCUCGGGCAGUGCCUUAGUUUCCAAAUGGUCAGUCCGCCCCUG